CUACGAAAGGAAAAAAACCAUCUCCUGGAUUGCAAAUUACUUCAAAAGGCACUAAGCAAAAUUCUAUUAGCUGAGUAAAUCUAUGUCAUGGCAAAUAUUGCUGUGCAACGUAUAAAAAGGGAGCUGAAAGAAGUUCUGAAUAGCGAUGAGGUCGCACGGUGUUCCAUCCAUGUCGAACUUGUUGGAGAAAAUUUUUCUGAGCUCAAAGGAGAGAUAGCUGGUCCUCCUGAUACUCCAUAUGAAGGAGCUAGAUUUCAACUUGAAAUCAAGAUCCCUGAAACUUAUCCAUUUAACCCACCCAAAGUUCGCUUUGUCACAAAAAUUUGGCAUCCCAAUGUGUCUUCAGUAACUGGAGCUAUCUGCCUGGACAUUUUAAAACACCAAUGGGCUGCUGCCAUGACUCUACGAACAGUGCUGCUGUCACUGCAAGCCUUACUUGCCUCACCUGAACCUGAUGAUCCUCAAGAUGCUGUUGUAGCAAGACAGUGUAAAGAAAAACCUCAGAUCUUUCAACUCACCGCUCAGCAUUGGGCACAUGCUUAUGCAGGAGGUCCGUCGAUCAACACAGACUACGAGAACAAAAUUCGACGAUUAAAGGAUCUUGGUGUAACAGAAAUGAACGCACGAGCAUCACUUUCAUCUUGUGACUGGGACCUAGAGCGCGCAACUGAGCAGAUAUUUAGUUAGUGAUUUGUAUCUUUUUAAGCCUUUUUAUAUGUAAGCAAAAUUUAUUGCCUACAGUUUUGCAUCGAGUGAAUGGCUAAGGUGUUUGAGCAAUUUAUGAAAUUCUUUGCGUUCUUUCAUGGUCUUGAUCAGAGAAGAAAGGGAGAUGGGGUAAGUCCAUGCAAAAAAAAACGUGGGCAAUUUUUUGGCACUUUUUUGGCUGAUAUUAGCGCCUACGACUGGGAGAAACGUUUUUGUACAUUCCCCACCCAUUUUUAUAAUUUCAGAAACGUAAUUUGGGCGCCAUUUGUCAAUUUUUCAUGGUGCUUCUUCCAUCAAAGAUAGGGUUAAAAUUAGUUAAUGAAUAAAUCAUCAAUAACCAGAAUUAAACAAAUCAAAAACAUACAGUACGAUCUACGUACUGCUUCUCUCAGACGUUAGAUAACGCCGAUGUCCUUCAAAUUUUGCACCCCGUGGUCUUGCCCAUCUCCCCUUCAUCUG
Messenger RNA from Daphnia carinata, 1164 nucleotides. It is a transcript of the gene Ubc4, whose product is annotated as ubiquitin-conjugating enzyme E2-22 kDa-like. Gene Ontology annotation, biological process: protein polyubiquitination; proteasome-mediated ubiquitin-dependent protein catabolic process. The coding region runs from base 88 to 687 and encodes 199 amino acids. The record is from RefSeq and is a predicted model, not a curated record. The transcript is spliced from 5 exons. Gene Ontology annotation, molecular function: protein binding; ubiquitin conjugating enzyme activity. Gene Ontology annotation, cellular component: nucleus. NCBI's taxonomy places the organism in Eukaryota, Metazoa, Arthropoda, Branchiopoda, Diplostraca, Daphniidae.